AUGAACAAAAGAUCAAGUUGCUGUGCCAUUUGUGAGAAUUCAAAUCGGGCCUCUAUUUGUCCAAUUUGUGUUAAUUACAGAACGAAUGAAUAUAGCACUUUGUUGAAAUCGUUGAAGAGUCGCCGUGAUUCCUUACACUCCAAAUUAAGUGAUGUGCUUGUCGCAAAGGGGAAGGCAGCUGAUCAAUUCAAUUGGAGAGUGCAGCAAAAUGAGAAGCUUGCAAGUUUGAGAGAGAAGCUUCGUCGUAAUAAGGAACAACUUGCUCAAGGGAAGGCUAAGGUCGAGAAGGUAUCUCAAGAUAUAAAGAUCAAAUACGGGAUGCUUGAAUUAGCUCGCAAUGUGUUAGAAAAAAAUCGCGUGGAACAACUGGAGAAGUUUUAUCGCAAUCUUAUUUGCACUCAGAGUUUAGGGCAUAUGGCAAUUACUUCUGAACUACUUCAUAAGCGGUCUGUGGUUAUAAAACAGAUAUGUAAAUUGUUCCCCCAACGCCGGGUGAAUGUAGCUGGGGAGACAAACUAUAGUGGUCAAUAUGAUCAAAUCUGUAAUGCAUGCUUACCAAGAGGACUUGACCCCCACUCUGUUUCAUCAGAAGAGCUUGCUGCCUCCUUGGGAUACAUGGUGCAGCUUCUAAAUCUAGUGGUUCAUAACUUGGCUGCCCCUACACUUCAUAACUCAGGUUUUGCGGGUUCUUGCUCUCGAAUAUGGCAGCGAGAUUCUUAUUGGAAUGCACGUCCUUCUUCUAGAAGUAAUGAAUAUCCCCUCUUUAUACCUCGCCAGAAUUAUUGCUCUACUAGUGCUGAAAAUUCAUGGACUGAUAGAAGCUCAAGUAAUUUUGGUGUUGCUUCAAUGGAAUCAGAAAGAAGGCCGCCCCUAGAUUCUUCAAGAAGUAGUAACUUCAAUUAUUCAUCAGCGUCUCCGCACUCUGUCGAAACACACAAGGACUUGCAAAAGGGGAUUUCACUUCUCAAAAAAAGUGUGGCAUGUGUAACAGCAUAUUGUUAUAACUCGCUAUGUUUAGAUGUUCCUUCUGAUGCAUCUACUUUCGAAGCAUUAGCAAAAUUAUUGGCGACACUAUCCUCAUCCAAGGAAGUUCGGUCUGUUUUUAACUUGAAAAUGGCUUGUUCAAGGUCAUGCAAACAAGUGCAAAAGUUGAACAAAUCUGUAUGGAAUGUGAAUUCUGCCAUUUCCUCAAGUAUGCUAUUGGAGAGUGCACAUGCACUGUAUCUGACGAAAAACACAAGUGACAAUAACCUUCCAAAUUCAGCGACCAGUUUUCUUUCUGCCAAUGAGAUAGCUGAUGUUGGGAAGAAUGAGAGCUUUAUCGAUGGAUGGGAUCUGGUGGAACAUCCCACUUUUCCUCCCCCUCCAUCACAAGUUGAGGAUGUUGAGCACUGGACUCGAGCCAUGUUUAUAGAUGCCACAAAGAAAUAA
This is a messenger RNA of Dovyalis caffra, 1431 nucleotides long. The record is from the annotation of a GenBank genome assembly. NCBI's taxonomy places the organism in Eukaryota, Viridiplantae, Streptophyta, Magnoliopsida, Malpighiales, Salicaceae.